GGUUAGAACCUGAGAUUCCACUUGGACUGAAACCAUCAAAUCGUUUUGUUUUGGUUUGUUUUUUUAUUAAAAAUGAUUCGGUGUUGAGAUGGUAUAGUGCUGGAUUAAACACGAGCUCAGAUUAGUGUCUCCACGUUACCGGGUGCGGUGAUGUGCGGGGUAGCACGCGGAAGUGAGGACACGUGACCAAUCAUCAACAACACCUUUACAAACAGAGAGUGAGAGAGAGAGAGGAAGAGAGAGUGAGAGAGUGAGAGAAAGAGAGAGAGAGAGAGAAAGAGAGAGAGAGAGAGCAGAGCUGCUGCGUCUGCGUCUGCAUCUGCGUCUGCGUCUCCUCAACACCAAGCCAAGUGGAUUUAUUCUGAGUCUGAUCGCCUUUCUGGAUAACUAGUACAAUGCCAUCGCUUCAUCCGUGCUUAUUUAUUUAGUGUGGAAUGAGAGGAACCCAUGCCUGAGUGAGAGUACCGGUGAGCUUCAGCUUGGCACGAUGCGCCUUCAUAUCCUCGGGAUUGUCACUGGAUUUACUGUCCUGAGUGCACUCAGAAGCCUUACACAUGCUGUUCCAGCUCCGUUCGAUGUGUCUGUAAAGUGUGACAGUUAUGGAGUCGUGGUGGAGUGGAUGGCUGCUGGUCUCAGUGAACAAGCUGAGUUCCUGUUAGAGCUCAAACCAGACUUCGGGAAAAACAUUUCUGUUAGUACAAAGUAUCCUCGAUACAACAUAUCUGACCUGCUGCUGGAUACGGCGUACAACCAGUACUUUGUGAAGGUGAAGGCCAGAGAUGGUGAACAUGAGUCUGAGUUUGCAGAAUCACAAAUAUUCUCUUUCAAUUAUUUGAAAGAAGUAAAUAUUACCUGUGGCCUUGAGUUCCCCACAGUUAACCUGUUUCCUCGAGACGGGAAGUUGUUUGUUGAAUUCAUCAACCCUUUGCACCUGUACAGAAACACACCUGCUCUACGCAAUCUCCGGAAAACUGAAACACUAGAGUACACUGUCGCUACACUACAAAGCCACAAGAUAUCUCAUGAAUCUGCUUGCUCUAUCGAGUCGGAAAAGUGUGAGAGCAGCGUGUCAUUCCCAGAAGAGCAAGAGAAAUACUGCAUCAAACUCCUGGGAAGGAUCAGACAAACUUGUGUAUGGGAAACAGAACCUUACUGUCAUGAGGGCACCCUUAAUCCUGGUCCACCCAUCACCGUGUACCUCAUCCCAGUGCUGGUGGGUUUUGCAGUGUUUCUCGCUUUGACAUUGGCCACUGUGUUUCUGGUGAAGGAAAUCAAUAAGAAAAUAAAGGAGCAACACCUUACCAAGUUACCACUAUCUCUGAAAACCAAGCUGACAUACAUUCCUGUGAACACACCUGAAAAUCCCAACGUUGAACCGGCUGUCAACAUUUCCACGAACAGUACUUACAACUUCCAAGAAAGCAUCACCCAGUCGGAAACCACCACCAACAGCGACAUCACCACAGACUGCACUGAGGACGAGGACGUGCAUAAAAGCUCAGGAAGCAGCGAACUGGAAGCAAGCUCUUCCCAGGAAAGGUUGUACGGGACCGGAGCAGAGCUGUCGAGCAGUGACUUGUCUACGGGUUACGACCGGCCACAUACACUCAUAGAAAUGAGCCCUGAAGACAAGGUGAAAAAUUAUGGUAGCUGAUAGGGAUUGUUUGGGACCUUCAUCAAACACAGCGAUACACAUCUCAUGUUCCAAGAUGUCAGACAGACAACAAAAAGAGAUGUCAUGGAGGAGAGAAUGUAAAUAAUGUGAAUAGCCACAGAUCUACAUCAGGUGUUUUUAAUUGCUUUUUAAAAAAAAAAAAAUCAUCUCUCAUCUACAGUAAUAUUUAAUCUAAAGCCAGUACAAAGCUAUUCUCUGAAGUAAGUAGACCAGCAGGACUGACACUUUCAACAUUCCAGUUCUCCAUUCAGUUUCUGUCUUAACACACUAAGGCAUUAAGGCUGUUUAGCACCGACUGUCAGCCUCAAGCAAUUCACGUGCUUAGAUAUGUAUAUUAAAAAAAAUACAUGCACUAAUGGCUCAGGGUGCUCAGGGACUAAACCAAACCUUGUGGUGUUAUUAGAUAAUUAGAUAUCUGACACUAUAACUGUUGCAAGAGUGGAAAGUGACAAACAGCAGGUACUCUAAUUACAGUAAGCGACUACAUGAUUGACUGUAACUACUUUUUUUUUUUAGGAUAAUUAAAAUAACUUCCAUUGAUCAUUUAACAUAUCAGAUGAACCCCUGCUGAAAGUCUACUUCAGGUGCCAAAUGCUUAGCAGCAGUGUCUGAGACAGUGGAGACAGAUCUGCUUCCCUGGCACAAUUUAUCAGCUGUAACAGCGUGAUGAUCAGCUGCAAAAAUACGCAAGAAACACGCAAAACCUGCGGAGAUAUCGGCAUUAGACUAGCUAGCCAGAUCUUUUGAUAUUUUACAGUAUGAAAGCUCUGAAUUAAACUUCGAUGUUCGCUAGCGAUUGCCUGUUGUGUUAAAUAUAUCGAAGCGCCAUGCUUAGCGCAGCAUGUAGGUACUGUGUAAAGGGCAUCUUUGCGAGAUAGCUAAGUAUGAAAUAACAUGAGCUAGCUAUCUUGUUAACAAACCUAGCAAGAUACUGAAACUCCAACAGAAUUUGGCUAGCUAGCUAACAUUACCUUUAUUUAUAUAAUUGUGUUUAUUCUUCAGAUACAGAACAUUUUCAGAUUGUUGGGUCAAUUAUAGACUUAAAAAAAAUACAUUUAAUUUUUUAUAUUGAUUACUUGUAGUUUUACGCAAGUAAAUUAUUACUACAGUAGCAGUGCUUUUACUUUUAAGGCAGUGUGUUUUUUUGUACUCUGUGUACCAUGUUGCCAUUUUGUUAUUGCUCAUUAACCUAAAAAGCUGCUGCUCCCUGGUCGCUGUAUCAGGACGCAUCAGGUCAGAGCUGGAUCUCUCUAUAAAUAAGCAGCAAACUGGAAGGCAUGCUUGAAUGUCAGGGUGUAAUAUAAAUGGGCGCAGCUUUAUGAUUGAGAUUAAAACAGGGACAAGGUUCACAGAUCACAUGGUGUCAUAAUGCAACGUUUGAGUACGGAGCAAUUUGGAGUGAAGCUGAAGUUAAGUUUGCUUUCAAUCUGGAAAGCAAAACAUCGAAAAAUCCUGUACAUCUCUAAUGUCCAGAAAAAUGAAGAAAGAUUGUUUUAUUUUUUUAUUCGUUUAUCUAUACACUCUUAGGGAAUAAACGGUGUUUUCACACUUGUUUUUUUUUUUUUUUUUUUUUUUUUU
Pangasianodon hypophthalmus (striped catfish) is the source of this 3253-nucleotide messenger RNA. RefSeq names its product interferon gamma receptor 1 (gene ifngr1). Gene Ontology annotation, molecular function: protein binding. The transcript is spliced from 7 exons. NCBI's taxonomy places the organism in Eukaryota, Metazoa, Chordata, Actinopteri, Siluriformes, Pangasiidae. The record is from RefSeq and is a predicted model, not a curated record. The coding region runs from base 488 to 1654 and encodes 388 amino acids.